GCAUGCGCGUUGUCCGUUCCCUGGCCUAGCGGCUGCUUCUGCCUGGCAGCGGCUGAGCGGGAGCCGCGGGGUUGGAGCGCGCCGCCGCCCCGCCAUGGCCGAAGCCUAUUUCCCAGUGGGGCCCGGGCUGGGGCCUGAGGAGAAUUUCCUCUCGCUGGAAGACAUCCUGAUGUCCCAGGAGAAGCUACCGGGGCGCGUGGAGGCUGCCGUGCCCCGCCUGGCUGCCGUGCUGGGCAAGGGCGCGGGCGCCGGCCAGAGCGACGGCAUCCCUGAGGGUUCAAAGGUGGAAAUACCCCUGUGGCUAGCAAAAGGGUUGUAUGACAACAAACGGAGGAUACUUUCAGUGGAACUGCCCAAGAUUUACAAGGAAGGCUGGCGGACAGUGUUCAGUGCUGAUGCCAAUGUGGUUGAUCUGCAUAAAAUGGGGCCAUACUACUAUGGCUUUGGCUCCCAGCUCCUGAAUUUUGACAAUCCAGAGAAUCCAGAGAUAGCUCAGACUAUACUGCAGACAUUUAUUGGCCGUUUCCGUCGCAUCAUGGACUCCUCCCAGAAUGCCUACAAUGAGGACACCUCUGCACUGGUGGCACGGCUGGAUGAGCUGGAACGAGCGUUGUUUCGAGCUGGCCAGAAAGGGCUGAAUGACUUUCAGUGCUGGGAGAAGGGGCAGGCUUCUCAGAUCACAGCAUCCAGCCUGGUGCAGAAUUACAGGAAGAGAAAAUUCACGGACAUGGAUGGUUGAAAGCAUGAAGGACACAAAACUGCUACAGGGGACGCUGAGGUACUCUGUGUCAGAGAGAAGAGAGACCAGCCAACCUUGGGAAGGGACAGACUCUCCUCCCAGUUUAACUGAAGUUCUUCUGCGCAGCAUCUUCAGAUUAGACCAAAGCACGUUUUAGACUAGAGGACGAGUAUAACAAGAAUACAUCACAAAAUUGUUUUACAGCACACACAUCCUUCUCCCAUGGAUUUACGGUAAUAGUUUUGGGCUUCAUAGCUGAGUGGAUAUAAAAGGCUCUUCUGAAAGAGGAUCAUUUAAUAUUUACUGUUUUUAUCAUAUAAAUAGAUCUGGAAUUGUAAAUAGGGAUUCUGAAAAUGUAGUUUCAACUCUUUCACCCCCACCUCAAAUCCCACCUUCCCCACACAUACCCCAAUGUGUUGACAUGGGAACAGCUGUUUCCAGCUUCAUGAUUCCAGAGGACAUCCCAAUAACAUGAGGAGAAGAGUGGUAUAGACUGCACGGUGUUAUCCUCUUCUCUCUUGCUAUGGCUUAAUAUGCCAGUACAAGUGCCUUUGUUAGGGGUAAGCAUCUGCUGUUAGCUGAUUCUGUUGCUGCUUUAGUUUCGUAUGUGAUUUUAAUGCUUGUCAUUGGUACAGUGGAGACUGCCUUCUGUUUGUCCACACAGCAGUUGAAGUGGCGCUGCAAGCUUUAUGCACCCUGCCUCCACCUCCCACUGCCACUACUAUACCCGGAAAGCCCACUUCUGGGCAGCAGGUGGGAAUGGAAUGCCCAUUCACUCCUAGAUGCAUGGUGGUUUUUGUGAUGUGGACACCAGUUCGCGGAAGAAGUUAUCCUGAUUGCUAGUUUUGGCUAAUGGUGAAGGGGCAGAGCUAAUGAGUUGUUUCUUUCCUUCUGAUCUAUUGGCAUUUCCAGAGAGGAAACAACAUUCUUGCCAUUGGGAGCGAAUGGAAUUAGAACUCAUUAAACAGCACAAGAGUUGCUAUAUGGAGACGUCCUCAAAACCUAGCUCUGCUUGUGAGUCACGUUGGAGGGCAGGAGAACACCCAGAAACACAUGGUUCCCUCUCUAGAAAGCUACUCAUGGGACCAUUGGAAUUGGUAUUCUUGGGACAAGUCAUUAGAAACUAUCUGGGUGUUUCUUAGCCUUCCUUGAGAGGAAGCCCUUUAAAAAGUAACUAACAAGAGGGGCCUUCUCCUGAGAGGUGCUGAGCAUUCACAGUCCCUGUUGACUUCAUUAGUAGCUGUGGAUGUUAAUCAGACUUUCAGCAUCUCUUGGGAUCAGGCCCAUGGAGAGCUACAUUUUGUAUGGGCAACUUGUUCUUGUCCACAAAUACUUAAUGUAAGUGUUGGCUAAGGGAUCCCCCAGAAUGGGCAAGUGGCCAUUCUUUGGGCCUCAGGAGUGAAAGCUCUGCCUCUGCAGUUAGUCAAAAAGGACACUGACUGCUGGAUACGGCAGCAUCUUCAACUUGCCAUGGUCUCUGAAGUGCACAGGGCAACCUGUCCCACUGCAGGAGACGAAGUAGCGGCUAGUGGAAUAUGAAGAGGGAGUUCAAGCGUGCACAUUAUUAAAUGCCACUGUGCUAAGUGACAGCAUGCUAUGAAAAUGAUGCAUUUUUAUAAGAAACUAAUUUUAGCCUGGAUUUGUAUAUUUUCUAUUUUGGGAUUUCUGUGCUGCAUAAAUGAGCGUUUCACGUGAAAUAAGUUCUUCACACAGAGUGUCUCUCUGUAAUUGCCCUGCUGCUGAGAAUCAGUCAUGGCCAGGAGAAGAAUGGCCACUCGGAAACCUUAGCCACAGGGUUAGCAAAGUCUUGUUGCUAGAACCCACCAUGUUCUUCACACCACUCCCAAACAUAGGAGUGUUACGUUUAUACACUUCCGCUGGCAUAGCAACAUCUUCUGUUUGACUCCCAGCUCCCCUAGCAUUUGCCACGAGUCACAUUAGAGACACUGCUAGCAUAGGCGCCGACUUCUGCUCCCGCCGAUGGGUGCUCAACCCCUCUCUGGCCUCGGCCCCGCCCUG
Terrapene triunguis (Three-toed box turtle) is the source of this 2758-nucleotide messenger RNA. RefSeq names its product GINS complex subunit 3 (gene GINS3). Gene Ontology annotation, cellular component: GINS complex. Lineage: Eukaryota; Metazoa; Chordata; Testudines; Emydidae. Gene Ontology annotation, biological process: mitotic DNA replication initiation. The transcript has 3 exons. Bases 95 to 739 code for a protein of 214 amino acids. The record is from RefSeq and is a predicted model, not a curated record.